AUGUUUUUUUUUCUCAAUAUAUAUUUAGAGAAGUUUAAGAGAGAUAAGGAACUAUUAGAAUGCUUUAAAGAAGUUUCUUCAUAAAUAAAAAGCCUUAACUUAUUUUUUGAAGGAUUAAAUGUUAAGAUAAAUUUAAAUAAAGAAAGUUUUGUAAAAAUUACCAUUUAUGAUGAUAAUUAGUUAGAUUAAGCCUAAAAACCACAUAAUUAAAAUGAUUUUAUGAUAAAUUUAUAUUGUGAAGCUAAAGAUUUAUACAAAAAGAAAAAAAAAAUAGAAGCUUAUGAAAAAUUUUCAGAAGUUUUACGAAUAAAUCCUAGUUUUGUUGAAGCUAGAAUUUACAGAGGUACUUUAAUUAAAUCAAAUAACAAGGAAAUUUAAGUUUGGAUGUAAAUAACCUUUCUUAUGCUUAAUUUGAUUUUGAGGAAGUGUUAAAGUAGGAUAAAUAAAAUUUAAAAGCUCUUAAAGGAAUAAGUAAAUUAUUUUAUUCAGAAAAGCCAUAGCAUUAAAGAUGUAAUGUAAUUAUGAACUAGGUUUGAAAUAUGCUUUAAAAAUUCUAAAGCAUGAACCCAAUUCAUCAUAAGGUAAUUUUAAUGCAGGUAUUUGAUAUUAAAUAAUUAGCUGACUGUUUAAAGUUUUUAGGAUAAUAUAAUGAUAAUAUUCUCAACUAUAUUAAUUAAGCAAUAGAUUAAGAAAAAAGAAGGUCAGACCAAAAGUUACAAGUUUAUUAUAGAAAUAAAGGUAAAUUUGAGUUGUAAAUUAGGAGAAAUAUUAUUUGGAUUAGGUAGAGAGGUUGAAGCAAGAGAAUUUGUUUAAAAAGCUCUCUUAAUAAAUUAAAAUUAUGAAUUGGCUCUAAAAACAUAAAGUAAUUUGAAUUAAUUAAAUUCUUUAGAAAGAUUUGAUGAGUUUACCUAAAACAGAGUCCCAACUUGA
This is a messenger RNA of Paramecium sonneborni, 930 nucleotides long. NCBI's taxonomy places the organism in Eukaryota, Ciliophora, Oligohymenophorea, Peniculida, Parameciidae. The record is from the annotation of a GenBank genome assembly.